This is a messenger RNA of Cyprinodon tularosa, 1748 nucleotides long. RefSeq names its product GDNF family receptor alpha-2-like. NCBI's taxonomy places the organism in Eukaryota, Metazoa, Chordata, Actinopteri, Cyprinodontiformes, Cyprinodontidae. The transcript is spliced from 6 exons. Gene Ontology annotation, cellular component: signaling receptor complex; external side of plasma membrane. The record is from RefSeq and is a predicted model, not a curated record. Gene Ontology annotation, molecular function: signaling receptor activity. Bases 606 to 1733 code for a protein of 375 amino acids. Gene Ontology annotation, biological process: nervous system development.
CUGGAUGCCUCGAUAGGCGUGCAGUCAGUGAAAAAGACGCGUUCGCUCCUUCUAGGGGAGCGCACAGCUUUGCAAGCAAUCCAGUGGAGCGAGAGAGAGAUAGAGGGAAAAAAAAGUCUUCGGGUUGUUGCACUUUCAAAUGAGUUCUUUAAACCUCCUCUAAUAUGCUGGCAUAGAUAACAGAUUUUCGUGUGGCAGUUUUGGAACAGUUUAUGGGACUAAGUGCGUAAAAGGGGGCAAGAGAAGCAGCCAGUCUGAGCCCAUAAUGCGGACACAUCAAGUCCGCGGCGCAGCGGACCCUAAGAAGCUGCUUUCAUGGAUCCACUAACUGAUUGAUUGGCUCUAAUAUAUUUUUAUUUGUUUAUCCAGAUCUAAGGGAAUUCUUUCGACUUCCUCAGUAAGAAGCAAAGGAUUUUGGAUUUUUAUCUUUUUGGGCGUCGAGGAUUUUUGUUAUUUCUUAGGGGAUGCGUAUUAGUUUUGGGUUAAAUUAGGAUAUUUAUUCUGUUUUUGUCCUCCAAGUAAGACUUUGCCAAGAAACUGUGGAAGGAAAUUAAACUUUCAAUCGCUGGAGAUAUUUGUCUAAUUGGAGUCUUAAUCGUCUCAACAUGAAGUCUGGCACACUACGGAUGCGCGUCUGUAUUUUCCUUGUGCUCAUAGGUUCGUUGGAAGGUUCCUCUGCUUUCAUAGCGCCCAUGGCCAACAUAUCUCUAGGAUUUCCAAGCACCAGGUCUGCACGUGAGGCCCAGUCACAGUGGGUAGACUGCAUCCAGGCCAGUGAAUUGUGCACCAACGAUCCUCACUGCAGCCCCUGGUAUCGGGUGAUGCGCCAGUGCCUCGUGGGCAAGGAGAAGGAUGCCAUGCUGGAUAACAACCGAGACUGCAAGACUGCGGUGGAAGUUCUGCAUAAAAGUUCCCUGUAUUACUGCCGUUGCAAAAGGGCUAUGAAGAACGAGCUGCAGUGCCUACAGAACUACUGGACCAUUCACAUGGGACUCAAUGAAGGUGGAGAUAUGGAGGAUUCAUCUCCGUAUGAACCUGUAGCCCCCAACCGGCAACCUGACGUGUUUGGCUUGGCUUCCAUCUCUUCAGGGAUGCACACACUGAACCCAAAGCCCUUUCAGUGUCCAGAAGGGGAGAAAGUUUGCAACCCUUGCCUUGACGCGACCAAAGCUUGCAACCUGAACGGCAUCUGCAAGAGGCACCGUAGCAGCUACAUCACAACCUGCAGCAAGGACACCAAUAAAGGGGAGAGCUGCAACAAGAAGCGCUGCCACAAGACUCUGAGGGCCUUCCUGGAUCGCGUGCCCUCAGGGCUCAGCCAACGGCUCAUCUUCUGUCCCUGCCAGUCUGAAGGCUGUGCUGAGAGACGCAGGCAGACGAUAGUUCCUGAUUGCUCUUACGUAGAUAAGGUGAAGCCCAACUGUUUGGAGCUACGAGCAGUCUGUCGUGCGGAUCCACUCUGCAGGUCUCGACUGGCUGACUAUAUGACUAACUGCUGGAUGGCCCCCAACACUGUGGGAACCUGUCCCAACCAAGAUAAUCACCAAGCCUGCCUAAACUCUUAUGCAAGGCUCAUUGGGACGGAAAUGACCCCCAACUAUGUUGACAACAGCUUCACCAACUGGACCAUCUCUCCGUGGUGUGACUGUAUGGGCAGUGGAAACCAAGAGGAGGAAUGCAUGAACUUCUUGCGUUACUUUACUGACAACACAUGCCUAAGUAAGUCACUCUAAUACAUGCACACUCUG